Molecule: messenger RNA, 4563 nt
Organism: Vombatus ursinus (common wombat)
Lineage: Eukaryota; Metazoa; Chordata; Mammalia; Diprotodontia; Vombatidae
Gene: MTMR1
Product: myotubularin related protein 1
Exons: 16
Coding region: 226-1941 (571 amino acids)
Biological process (GO): phosphatidylinositol dephosphorylation
Molecular function (GO): phosphatidylinositol-3,5-bisphosphate 3-phosphatase activity
Source: RefSeq, a predicted model, not a curated record
CCUCCGCGGCCCGUGGGCGCCCUGGCCGUGGGCUCGCGGCAGCCCAGCGUGGAGACCCUGGACAGCCCUACAGGAUCCCAUGUUGAAUGGUGCAAACAGCUUAUAGCUGCUACAAUUUCUAGUCAGAUUUCAGGGUCGGUGCCAUCUGAAAGCAUAUCCAGAGAUUACCGGGUUUUCAGGAGGCCUGACGUCAGGGCUCUGAGAGAUGGAAACAAGCUGGCUCAAAUGGAGGAGGCACCCCUUUUUCCUGGAGAAUCAAUCAAAGCUAUUGUUAAGAAUGUCAUGUAUAUCUGUCCAUUUAUGGGAGCAGUUAGUGGAACACUGACAGUGACUGACUUCAAGAUGUACUUCAAAAAUGUAGAAAGGGAUCCACAUUUUAUCCUUGAUGUUCCCCUUGGAGUGAUAAGCAGAGUUGAAAAGAUUGGAGUACAGAGUCAUGGAGAUAACUCUUGUGGCAUAGAGAUUGUUUGCAAGGAUAUGAGAAACUUACGACUUGCCUAUAAACAAGAAGAACAGAGUAAGCUGGGGAUAUUUGAAAACCUCAACAGAUAUGCCUUUCCUCUUUCCAAUGGUCAAGCUUUAUUUGCAUUCAACUAUAAAGAAAAGUUUCCAUCUAAUGGCUGGAAAGUUUAUGAUCCGGUAUCCGAAUAUAAGAGACAGGGUUUACCAAAUGAGAGCUGGAAGAUAUCCAAAAUAAACAGUAGCUAUGAGCUUUGUGAUACAUAUCCUGCUAUUAUUGUCGUGCCAACUAGUGUGAAAGAUGAUGACCUCACCAAGGUAGCAGCAUUUAGAGCAAAAGGCCGAGUUCCAGUCUUGUCCUGGAUUCAUCCUGAGAGUCAGGCAACAAUUACUCGAUGCAGCCAGCCACUUGUGGGCCCAAAUGAUAAGCGCUGCAAAGAAGAUGAAAAAUACUUGCAAACGAUAAUGGAUGCUAAUGCCCAGUCACAUAAACUUAUUAUCUUUGAUGCCAGACAAAACAGUGUUGCUGAUACUAACAAGGCAAAAGGUGGAGGAUACGAAAGUGAAAGUGCCUAUCCAAAUGCUGAGCUGAUAUUCUUGGAAAUUCAUAAUAUUCAUGUGAUGAGAGAAUCAUUACGUAAAUUGAAAGAAAUUGUUUAUCCUUCGAUUGAUGAGGCCAAAUGGCUGUCCAACGUGGAUGCAACACAUUGGUUGGAAUAUAUAAGGAUGCUUCUUGCUGGAGCAGUAAGAAUUGCUGACAAAAUAGAAUCUGGAAAAACUUCUGUGGUGAUCCAUUGCAGUGACGGCUGGGAUAGAACAGCACAGCUCACAUCUCUGGCUAUGCUUAUGUUGGACAGCUAUUACCGCACCAUUCAAGGAUUUGAGGCCCUUGUAGAAAAAGAGUGGACGAGCUUUGGGCACAGGUUUGCAUUGAGAGUAGGCCAUGGUGAUGACAACCAUGCAGAUGCUGAUAGAUCUCCUAUAUUUCUGCAGUUUAUUGAUUGUGUCUGGCAAAUGACAAAACAGUUUCCUUCGGCAUUUGAAUUCAACGAACUCUUCUUGAUUACCAUCUUGGAUCACCUUUACAGUUGUCUCUUUGGGACUUUUCUGUGCAACUGUGAACAGCAACGGUUAAAAGAGGGUGUGAAUACAAAAACUAUAUCUUUAUGGUCUUAUAUCAACAGCCAACUGGAUGAGUUUUCGAAUCCCUUCUAUGUGAAUUAUGAAAACCACGUUUUGUAUCCUGUUGCUAGUCUGAAUCAUUUGGAAUUGUGGGUAAACUAUUAUGUCCGAUGGAAUCCACGAAUGAGACCUCAGAUGCCAAUUCACCAGAAUCUUAAGGAGCUGCUUGCCAUAAGAUCAGAGCUUCAGAAGAGGGUGGAAGAUUUACAGCGGGAAGCUGCGACACGCUCUAUUUCAUCGUCUUCGGAUCGAGGGCCUUCGCCUUCCCACUCAGUCACUCCAGUACAUACAUCUGUUUGAUGUGGCAUGGAAGCCAGGAAUGCUUCUUAAAAUGGGAUUAUCCAUACAUAGAAUAUACUUCUGAGACUGUCUUAGUAUACUGUAAACAUCAACACCCCACUCCCCACAAAAUACACACAGAUGUGAAAAGGGGGUUUUGUAAUGGUUAGGAUAGAAUUUUGUCUUUUUUAUAUUUAGGCCAAGAGUUCUUUAUUCUCUAUUGUGGUGUUUUCAGUAAUUGAUCCUUUGUGUGGUUGUUUUGACAUCUUUGCAGCACUCUGUUUUGUGAGCAACCGUGACUUACUUUUAAAUCGCCAACAAUUUCUCAAUCUUUAAAGGGAUCCUGUCUGUUAGACUGAUUACAUGAGAAAGCACUAUGCCUUAGGCAGCUUUUGAGAAGCCAGUACAAAUGGACUGUCAUGCUUACCUUGAAGGCAGCUUCAAGGUGUUUUUCAAAAGUGAAUGCAUUACAAACAAGACAUUUUGUACCUAAAGAUCAUGUGUCAGCCAGUUAAGUGAUUUCUCUAACUUAUUUGAUAAAACUUAAACCAACUUUUAAGUAUUUUAUGGGGAAAGAAAAGACACUGUUCCAUUUGUGGUAAGAUGUUUCCUUGAUGAAAGGAAUAAGCCUUUCCAAGUGAUGUAUACGUGCAAGAUUUGUUUUUAAGAGCCAAUUCUUGUAAUGCUUUUUCACAUUUAAAAUGGAUAUGUUCACGUUCCUUGUGAAUGUGUCAUAUGAAUCUGUUGUAUAUGAAAUUAUUUUAGUUAAAUCUCAUGGUAAUCUUUUAGAGUAUGGUACAUUUGGAUCAGGUCCUCAAAAAUUUAUAUAUCGAUAGCAUAGAAGCACUUUAAGUCUUGCAACAUGCACACCAGUCUAGUAUUAUUUAUUUGCAUGAAUAUCAAUGGUUGUACAUUGUUUCCGGCAUUUCCAAACUGCUGAACAUAAAGGACUUCGUUAAUUUUGUUUUUAAUAUUAUCUGUUUGAUUGGAUUCCUUUAAGUUGAAAUUAUUACUUUCUUAGUACAUAUUUUAUAUCAAAUAUUUCUAAUUUUAUUGGAAUACCUUUUCUCAAGUUUAUUUCUUAUCUAUUACAUGUUAUCCUUUUAAAAAAAAAAAAGUCAUCAGGCAUAGACUCUGAGUGUAAAAAGUUUCUUUUUGUUUUUUCUUUUCAACUACUAAAGCACCUAGUUGUUUUCAAGCUAGUCGUUUCAUUUAUGGGGAGUUUUCUGUGCACAGUUACCUCAUGUAGCUCCACUUCCUGGCCUGGAGCUUCAUGACUCGAUCAGGGUUUCCAUGAAUGUAGUACUAAUCAGUUGAUUGUAUGUACUAGGUCUAUAGCUCUUAACUCCAUUACGUGGUAUAUAUUUUAUACUGUUGAGACUGUAGGUUUCUACCACGUGCCAGCGUAUUAAUACUUGUUCAUCAUCAUCCCAAGGGAAAUGUAGUUUAAUGGACAGUACUCGAAACUCCAACCGUCACCAAUUUAGAACAAAAAGAUAAGCCAUCCUUUAUCAAAAGGAGAACAUUAACUGCCCUCAGGAGACUUUAAUUGGCCUAAAAUUCCUGUGCAUUAACAAUGAUGUUAUGGUGACCUCAUUUUGGAGAAUUUGCUUUUUUUUUUUUUUUAAAUGUUUAGAGUUAAAUAGCUGAAAAAUAGCCGUGUUUCAAUAAGUUUCAAGCCUAGCUUUUAAAAAUACAAGGUGUCCCAAAAGUCUUCUUUAUGUAUCUUGGAUUUUCUAUUUCAUGAAGUUUUUUUCCAGUGUGGAGACUAAGAUCGAAAAAAAAAAGUAUUCCAGUUAACUGUUGGAUAGUUUGAGUUGUGGUCUUAACUUGUACCGUCUAUGGUAGGUACCUGAAUGGUAUGUUUAAGGAUAAUUAGUGCUUUUUAGCCAGCAAACAUGAGUGUCCUCCCCAAGUAUAAAGGAUUACUGGAUUAGUGGAUAAAUGGCUACGGGAUUACUUCUUCCAUCUUAUUUUUAGGUGUAUGAUAGUAAGAAAAAUUGUUAAAAAUCAGGUUUUAAAAUUGGUACCGUGUUGUAUUUACCUCAUUUGAAUGGUCUGUUAUUCUAGACUUAAAAUGAUGAUGAAUGGAAAUGUUUUUAAAAAUUCAUUUCCCUCUUUUUCCCUUCAGCUACAGCAGACUUGUUAAUGUAGAGUAGGUUAAAUGGCCUUUCUGAUAAAACCAGAUCAUUUAAUUGGGUAUGUUAGUUACUGUUGACUAGAUAUGCUGGCCUUUUGGUGGGAGGAACAGAAUUUGGAGAAUUGCACUGCCUCCUUCCUAGCCCUCUUCUGCAGCAUGGACCAGCUAGCUGGCCACUUGGACCACACUGGUGAGGCCAGGGCAUGAAUUCUGAGCACACCCCAGCUCCAAAGGAACUGUCUAGGUAAGGUUAUCUCUAGUCUUCAGGAAAUCGCUUCUAGUGAUCUGAAACAAGCACAACAGAGCCUUUUUGGGGAAUUUUUUCCUUCUGUAUAUAAAAGCACUUGAAUUUUCAUCUUGUUAUAGAAGGGAUUACUUUUCCAUUUUCUUUUUAGGUGUAUGAUAGUAAAAAAAAUUGUAAAAUUAAAGUUUUAAAAUUGGUACCAUAUUGUAUUUGCCUCAUCUGAAAGUUUCAUUCUAGUAUUAAAAUUGAUACGUGCUUA